UCCCGGGGCCCGCGCCGAAGGCGGCAGGGAUGCGCCAUGGCCACGCUGGCCUGCCGGGUGCAGUUCUUGGACGACACGGACCCUUUCAACAGCACCAACUUCCCCGAGCCCAGCCGGCCGCCGCUGUUCACGUUCCGCGAGGACCUCGCGCUCGGCACCCAGCUGGCCGGGGUCCACCGGCUGCUGCGGGCGCCGCACAAGCUGGAUGACUGCACGCUGCAGCUGUCCCACAAUGGCACCUACCUGGACCUGGAAGCCACCCUGGCCGAGCAGCGGGAUGAGCUGGAGGGCUUCCAGGAUGACGCGGGGCGGGGCAAGAAGCACAGCAUCAUCCUAAGGACACAGCUGUCCGUGAGGGUCCAUGCCUGCAUCGAGAAACUGUACAACUCCAGUGGACGAGAUUUGAGAAGGGCCCUUUUCUCCCUGAAGCAGAUAUUUCAGGAUGACAAGGAUUUGGUGCAUGAAUUCGUCGUGGCGGAAGGUCUGACGUGUUUGAUCAAGGUGGGAGCGGAAGCGGAUCAGAACUAUCAGAACUACAUCCUGAGGGCUUUGGGCCAGAUUAUGUUGUAUGUGGAUGGGAUGAAUGGAGUAAUAAACCACAAUGAAACCAUUCAGUGGCUGUACACUCUCAUUGGGUCAAAGUUCCGCCUGGUGGUGAAGACGGCCCUCAAGCUGCUGCUGGUCUUCGUGGAGUACUCGGAGUCCAAUGCGCCUCUCCUCAUUCAGGCUGUCUCUGUGGUGGACACAAAAAGAGGUGUCAAACCCUGGACAAAUAUCAUGGAAAUCCUGGAGGAGAAGGAUGGAGUUGACACAGAGCUGCUGGUUUAUGCAAUGACUUUAGUGAACAAGACGCUGUCAGGAUUGCCAGACCAAGAUGCCUUCUACGACGUGGUGGACUGCCUGGAGGAGCUGGGCAUCGCAGCCGUGUCCCAGAGGCACUUAAGCAAGAAAGGGACCGACUUGGACUUGGCGGAGCAGUUUAACAUCUAUGAGGUGGCGCUCAGGCAUGAAGACGGUGACGAGAUGGCUGAGCCGCCCCCCAGCGGGUGCCGGGACAGGAGGCGGGCCAGCGUGUGCUCCGGAGGCAGUGGCGAGCACCCGGGCCUGGACCGCAGAAGGAGCCGCAGACACUCGAUUCAGAGCAUCAAGAGUCCGCUCUCAGCUCCCACAAGUCCCUGCUCCCAGUCGGCUCCUGGCUUCAAGCCCAGCCAAGUGCGAGAGCUCCGUGAAAAGGAGGAGGAUGAAGAGGAGGAGGAAGAGGAACAGCCAGUCACGGAACCCAAUUCAGAGGAAGAGAGAGAGGAUGAUGCUCAAUAUCAAAGCAAGGACAGCAGCGAGGCCAGCCCUGCCACUGAGCACAGCCCUCCUGGAAGGGACGCUGCUCCCCAGAGCUCUGCUGCCUCAGCUGCCUCCAGUGCUGCUUUGCAGGGCAGGCGGCUCCCCGGGGCCACCAUGGCGGGGAGCCCCCGGUGUAGCGGGGCCUCUGUGCCUGAGGCCGCCCGGCCUGCCCUCCUGUCGCCCCCCAGCCCCGCCUCAGCCCCUCGGCCCCCGUCCUCCACACCUGGCUCCCUAAAGGCGUCCCCGACUGUAGAGAGGCUGCCCUACGUGCCGCACAGCCCCUUCCACCUUUUCUCCUAUGACUUUGAGGAGUCUCCCGUGCUCACCAAGGAAAAGGACGCAGAGUCGCAGAAGGAGAACAGAUAUGCCAACUUUGGCAACAGCACUUACCACUCGGCAAGACCCCCCGCUGGGCCUGGGGGACCCACCACCACCACAUCAUCUCUCUCGCCACCUCAGGAGGCCAGGUCGUCAGAAAGGUCAUCGCUGAGCGGUCUUCUCACUUCGUCCUUUAAGCAACACCAAGAGUCAUUGGCAGCAGAGAGAGAGAGGCGGCGGCAGGAGAGAGAAGAGCGGUUGCAGAGAAUAGAACGGGAAGAGAGGAACAAGUUCAACCGAGAGUACUUAGACAAAAGAGAAGAGCAGAGACAAGCAAGAGAAGAAAGAUACAAAUACUUGGAGCAGUUGGCAGCUGAAGCGCACGAGAAGGAGCUGAGAAGCCGGAGUGCAAGCCGGGGCAGAGCUGACCUCUCCUUGGACCUGACCUCUCCGGCCGCUCCUGCCCCCUCCACCCCACUGAGCCACAGCCCUUCAUCUGUAGAUUCGCAGGAGGCUCUCCCCGUGUCAUCCUCCUCCCUGGGAACACCGCAGCAUCCCCAAGCGAGUGCCGGGGAUCCUGAGUCUCAGCCGGAGGCAGAACCGGGCCCAGCGGCCGAAGCGAGGCAGAUUGUCCAUGAAGACAGCCAGGAAGUAGCCGCCACCCAAGGUGGAGCCGAGAGUGAGGCGGAGCGGGCGCUGGAGCAAGAGCCGGAAGAGCGAGCCUCCCUCAGUGAGAAGGAGAGGCAGAACGAGGAGGUGAACGAGAGGGACAACUGCUCCGCCUCCAGCAUCUCGUCUUCCAGCAGCACGUUGGAGAGGGAGGACAAGGAGGACAAGCUGUCCCGGGACAGGGCACCUGGCUUGUGGUGUGCAGGCACUCAGGAUGCAGGUGUAAAUGGACAGUGUGGCGACAUCCUCACCAACAAGCGGUUCAUGCUGGACAUGCUCUAUGCCCAUAACAGAAAGUCCACGGAUGAUGAGGAGAAGGGCGAGGGCGAGGCUGAGAGGACCGAGCAGGAGGCCGAGGCGGUUGCCAGCCUUGCCACCAGGAUAUCCACCCUGCAGGCCAAUUCCCAGGCCCAGGAUGAGAGUGUCAAGAGGGUGGACGUUGGCUGCUUGGACAAUCGGGGCAGCGUGAAAGCAUUUGCUGAAAAAUUCAACAGCGGGGACCUGGGGCGAGGAUCCGGCUCCCCCGACACUGAGCUCGGUGACAAGGGCCCGGAGGUGGCACCUGCGCAGCUGAAGACGGAGUCUGAUUACAUCUGGGACCAGCUCAUGGCCAAUCCGAGGGAGCUCAGGAUCCAAGACAUGGAUUUCACUGACCUGGGGGAGGAGGACGAUGUUGACGUCCUGGAUGUGGACCUGGGCCACAGGGAGGCCCCGGGGCCGCCUCCCCCACCCCCACCCACCUUUCUGGGCUUGCCCCCUCCACCCCCUCCGCCCCUGCUGGACAGCGUGCCCCCCCCUCCAGUCCCUGCUAAUUUAUUGGCUCCUCCUCCUCCAGCAUUCAACGCUCCUCAGGGCUUAGGGUGGUCCCAGGUAGGCAGGGGUCAGCCCGCAUUUGCUAAGAAAAAGAAGACUAUCCGUCUGUUCUGGAACGAAGUCCGGCCCUUUGAGUGGCCAUGUCCCAACAACCGCCGCUGCAGGGAAUUCCUGUGGUCGAAACUGGAACCCAUUAAGGUGGACACUUCCAGACUGGAGCACCUGUUUGAGUCCAAAUCCAAGGAACUGUCUGUCACAAAGAAAACUGCUGCAGAUGGAAAAAGGCAGGAGGUCAUUGUGCUGGAUUCCAAGAGGAGUAACGCCAUCAAUAUCGGCCUGACAGUGCUGCCCCCUCCGAGGACGAUCAAGAUCGCCAUCUUGAACUUUGAUGAAUAUGCCUUGAACAAAGAAGGCAUUGAGAAAAUUCUAACGAUGAUUCCCACUGAAGAGGAGAAGCAGAAAAUUCAGGAAGCUCAACUGGCUAACCCCGAAGUGCCAUUGGGCAGUGCAGAGCAGUUCCUCCUCACGCUGUCCUCCAUCAGCGAGCUCUCCGCUCGGCUCCACCUCUGGGCGUUCAAAAUGGAUUAUGAAACCACGGAGAAGGAAGUAGCAGAACCACUUUUGGACCUGAAGGAAGGCAUAGACCAGUUGGAGAACAAUAAAACCUUGGGCUUCAUCCUGUCUACUCUCCUGGCCAUUGGGAACUUUCUAAAUGGAACUAAUGCCAAAGCAUUUGAGUUAAGCUACCUCGAGAAGGUUCCAGAAGUCAAAGACACCGUGCACAAGCAGUCACUUCUCCACCACGUGUGCACCAUGGUGGUGGAGAACUUUCCAGACAGCUCCGAUCUGUACUCGGAGAUCGGAGCCAUCACCAGGUCAGCCAAGGUUGACUUUGAUCAACUUCAGGAUAAUUUGUGUCAGAUGGAGAGAAGAUGCAAAGCUUCAUGGGAUCACCUCAAGGCAAUUGCAAAACAUGAAAUGAAACCAGUUUUAAAACAGCGGAUGUCCGAGUUCCUGAAAGAUUGUGCAGAGCGAAUUAUAAUUUUAAAGAUUGUCCACAGGAGGAUAAUUAACAGGUUCCACUCCUUCCUGCUCUUCAUGGGCCAUCCCCCGUACGCGAUUCGGGAGGUGAACAUAACCAAGUUCUGCAGGACCAUCAGUGAGUUUGCGCUGGAGUACCGCACCACCAGGGAGAGGGUUCUGCAGCAGAAACAGAAACGGGCCACCCACAGGGAGAGAAACAAGACCAGAGGGAAGAUGAUCACGGACACUGAGGACGAGGACGAAGUUGAGUCCGGCAAGUUCUCUGGCACUUCCCCGGCUCCUCCGAGCCAGCCGCAGGGUCUGAACUAUGCCGACGACGCUGCUGAACAUGAGAACAUGAAGGCUGUGCUGAAAACCUCUUCCCCCGCCAUGGAGGAUGCCACCCCGGUGCUGGGUGUCCGCACUCGCAGCCGUGCGAGCCGAGGAUCCACUAGUUCGUGGACUAUGGGAACCGAUGACUCUCCUAAUGUCACGGAUGACGCGGCCGAUGAGAUCAUGGACCGCAUUGUCAAGUCAGCCACGCAGGUGCCCAGUCAGCGAGUGGUACCUCGGGAGAGAAAGCGAUCCCGGGCCAACAGGAAGUCUCUGCGAAGGACCCUGAAGAGCGGCCUGACUCCGGAAGAGGCCAGAGCCCUGGGCCUGGUUGGCACCUCGGAGCUGCAGCUGUGACCCUCACAGAGCGCCUUGAGGAGUGUACGGAGCAGAGGGCAAGCUGCCGCUGGCUGCAAGCCCUCCACUGGGUGCCGGGGGAGACUGGACACUGACCCCCCGGGGUUCUGGAAGAGAGUACCUCCUCCGGGUGUCCCCACACGGCUGGCGCUGCCUGCUCUGCAAGCCGUGCACCUCCAGCAGUCUCCCACACACGCUUCUCUCGUCGUGUCCGCUGUGUCUCUCUUGUGUUCCUGACGCCUGGUUUGUUAGUCCUAACGUGUGACACCUUUUCUGGGCCGGGGGCAGCCCUUUGAAGGAGCAGAUCACUUCUGUCACAGUUUUUAUGAGGCAGUUUGGCUAGAUCGGCAGACUGGGUCUCCGGCACCCCUGAGUCUCCAGAUGUCAACCCCAAACUUGUACACAAAAGCAAGCACAGGUUGUUUUCCAGUUGUGGAUUUCAGAUGUACUAAAUGUUUAUACAAAUUCCUAAGUGUACACCGUGUUUCAAAUACUAAAUAAAUAGUUUAA
This is a messenger RNA of Lepus europaeus (European hare), 5361 nucleotides long. RefSeq names its product formin homology 2 domain containing 3 (gene FHOD3). Lineage: Eukaryota; Metazoa; Chordata; Mammalia; Lagomorpha; Leporidae. The record is from RefSeq and is a predicted model, not a curated record. Gene Ontology annotation, biological process: actin filament network formation; cortical actin cytoskeleton organization; cardiac myofibril assembly. The transcript is spliced from 28 exons. Gene Ontology annotation, cellular component: cytoskeleton; cytoplasm. The coding region runs from base 37 to 4851 and encodes 1604 amino acids. Gene Ontology annotation, molecular function: actin filament binding.